AUGGGAUGGACGGUGGAGUCUGUGGUCGAACCACCACCCGAGCAGGUUACGGACCCUCUCCCUGCUGAGGAGACCCCGGGAGAAGUGGCUACGCUUCCACCAGGGGAGAAUGCUGCUGUUGAAAGGGAAACUCCCACCUGGUUGGAAAUGCCUAAGAAGCAGAACAAAGGCGUCCUGUUAGCGGCGAGAGGAUGGGUGAAGCCGGCUGAUCCCGAGCCCUUCCAUUACAUUUUCGACACCGUGCUAUUGCUACGGCCUCGGCUACAGGAGGAGGGCCUGGGUUAUGAAGACUUGGUCUUGGCUGACGCUGUGUUGCGUAUGUGCUUUUCGGAUGAACUAUCUCGGAGUAGGCCUGUGGCCAAGUAUGCCGGGAGGCUCUGGCCGUUGGCGGAUAUGAAAGGAGUGUUCACCACGAUAGGGAAGGAUCUCAAGGCUCUUCCCGCCGACUUGGAACCUAUGCAUUGGGUACGCCUCAUACAAGCCCUUGUGGAGUCGGAAAGACGCCACGAGGAAGGGGCCGAUCAGAAUGAAGACGAAGGUUCUGCUACAUGA
This is a messenger RNA of Perkinsus marinus ATCC 50983, 552 nucleotides long. RefSeq lists its product as hypothetical. The record is from RefSeq and is a predicted model, not a curated record. Bases 1 to 552 code for a protein of 183 amino acids. The transcript is spliced from 3 exons. NCBI's taxonomy places the organism in Eukaryota, Perkinsozoa, Perkinsida, Perkinsidae.